AUGUCAGAUGAGCACGUUAGCCUUCCCUGCACCGGGGUCAUCCAGUGCAGGGGUAAGACGAGCCCGGGGAGGCGCCAGGAGCCAAGGGCCAGCUCGCCACGUCACCUCUAUUUGAUGAACCAGUGUGUGAACUGUCGGAGGCAGGGGGCUGGAUAUGGAAAGACCACUGGUGGGCAGCUGAGACGGAUCAGCCAUGUGAAGUUGGCCUGUCAGUGUCUGUGCCUGUCUCCUGUGUGUGAUGGGGCUCGUAAUAUCUACCUUUCAGGGUUGCCGGAAGGGGGGAAACCAGACUGGGUGUAG
This is a messenger RNA of Rangifer tarandus platyrhynchus (Svalbard reindeer), 300 nucleotides long. The record is from the annotation of a GenBank genome assembly. Lineage: Eukaryota; Metazoa; Chordata; Mammalia; Artiodactyla; Cervidae.